GUCAGCAUUAAUUAAGAAAACAAGUGAGUAAGAGCAAUCUAAAUAAUAAUCAAAUGAAUGAUAAACUGAAAAAUAUUGACGUUUUGGUUUACGGUUCAGCUAUAGUAGAUUUUAUAUGCUAUGUUGAUCGGUUACCAAAGGUCGGUGAAACAUUACAUGGCCACAAAUUUGCCAACGGUUUUGGUGGCAAAGGAGCCAACCAGUGUGUGGCUGCGGCACGUUUAGGUGCUGAGUCAGCCAUGAUCGCCAAAUUGGGCACGGACUCGUGGGGAACUCAAUAUGUUGGACAAUUUAAACAGGAACGUAUUAAUGUGGAUUUUGUUAAACAAUGUGAGGGAGAAAGUACGGGAAUUGCCCAAAUUGCCGUUAGCUCCGAGGGAGAAAAUCACAUCAUUAUUGUGGCAGGAGCAAAUAAUAAAUUGAAUGCCAAUGACGUAACUGAUGCUCAAGAAUUAUUUGAAAAUGCCAAAGUAUUACUUUGUCAGUUGGAAACGCCUUUGGAAGGAACAUUGGCUGCUUUGCAGACAUUCAAAGGCAUUUCUAUAUUGAACGCAGCUCCUGCACUAAAGAACACGCCUACUGAACUAUUGAAAGCAGCCACAAUUUUAUGCGUAAAUGAAACAGAAGCUGCAUUAAUGUGUCAAUUGGACGAUAUACAAACAUUAAACCAAGCCAAAACUGCAGUCAAUAAACUUUUGGACAUGGGAGCGUCAACUGUAAUUAUAACUUUAGGAUCCCAAGGCGCCGUUUAUUCUUCUAGUAAAACUAAAGGCAAAUGUGUACAUGUCGUUGCCAAUAAAGUGGAAAAGGUUUUGGAUACUACUGGAGCUGGUGAUGCAUUUUUAGGAGCCUUAGCUUAUCAUUUGGCACAACACCCUGAAAAGGAACUUCACCAGCAUAUAGGUUUUGCCAACUAUGUGGCAUCUUACUCCGUACAAUUUCCUGGUACACAGUCGAGUUUUCCUAAAGCGAAGGAUAUACAAACUAUUUUACCUCAAAACUACCCCUAUAGUGAAAUAUAAAAACGUUAAGAAUAAAAAAAACAAAAAAACUUAAUUGUCUAUAAAUAUUUGUAAAAAAAAAAGGCUGUACACAUUUAUUGUUAACUUGUUAGGGAUUUUAGAGUAACAUAUUUAAAUAAAUGCUUAUAAAAUUUAUUUUUUGCCAGACUUUUUGAUGCCGCCUCCUACUAAAGGUCCUUUUUGGGAAGCCUUUUGCUUAGCUGCAUCUAAAGCCUUUUGUUGUUCCUUUUGUUUUUGUUUGAAAGCUAAUUCAUCAUCGUCCAUUUCUUUAGAUUCUUUUUUGGGAGCUUUUAAGGGCUUCUUUUUUCCACCUUCACGACCAGACAUUUUUUGUUAAUAUAUCGUUCUGUAAAUAAAAUAUUUCAAUAUUAUAAAUGUUCUAGAAUUAAGGCACGUUUUUU
This is a messenger RNA of Calliphora vicina (urban bluebottle blowfly), 1423 nucleotides long. Its product is annotated as ribokinase. Gene Ontology annotation, biological process: D-ribose metabolic process. Gene Ontology annotation, molecular function: ribokinase activity. The record is from RefSeq and is a predicted model, not a curated record. Lineage: Eukaryota; Metazoa; Arthropoda; Insecta; Diptera; Calliphoridae. The transcript is spliced from 3 exons. Bases 54 to 1022 code for a protein of 322 amino acids.